Messenger RNA from Pundamilia nyererei, 6995 nucleotides. It is a transcript of the gene tnrc6c2, whose product is annotated as trinucleotide repeat containing adaptor 6C2. The record is from RefSeq and is a predicted model, not a curated record. Gene Ontology annotation, molecular function: protein binding; RNA binding. Bases 996 to 6626 code for a protein of 1876 amino acids. The transcript is spliced from 22 exons. Gene Ontology annotation, cellular component: P-body; nucleoplasm. NCBI's taxonomy places the organism in Eukaryota, Metazoa, Chordata, Actinopteri, Cichliformes, Cichlidae. Gene Ontology annotation, biological process: positive regulation of nuclear-transcribed mRNA poly(A) tail shortening; miRNA-mediated post-transcriptional gene silencing.
GGUGGCCAGUCGGGAGGUUUGAAGACCGGAGGAAGGCGGGGCGAGUGGGCGGGGUUAGUGUUUUGGUUGGUCGGGAGUGACGUAUCCGGAGCGACUUCCUGGUCUGUCUGCUCCCUGGGAGGAGGAGACGGAGACUGCAGUGUUGUUAGUUUGAACAAAAUGGCUGCGAGACCACUGUCAAGGAGAGCUCACUGAACGCCUACCAUGAGUGUCCGCUCCGCCGUCUGGAUCAACACAGAAUGUAUUUCCCCGGAGUCGCUACUCAUUUUGCAUUUGCGGUAGCCAGUCCGUCGCUAGUCGUCCAACCGACGACUUAAACAACAACAACAACAACAAAAAUCUUUUGCACUUUAAAACAAGUUGGGUGGCUGGCUGACGGCCGUCGGCUUGCUCCGCGAGAAGUCAUCGGCGAUUUUUUUUUUAACGAAAACUGCCUGAUUUCUCUGGUUUGCAAAACCUUGCAACGGUCGACGACUUACGACGCCAACCAGCUAACGUUAGCUUACAUAAUUUAGCUGCUUUUAAAAGUCAUUUUAAUCGUGUUCGUAUUUUUUUUGUUUUUGUUAUUAGUGGUGCUUCGUCCGCUUCCCCGCCCCCUCCCCCCGUUAAAUCGUGACGUUUUAACAAAUUGUUUUUUGGUAAAAAUAAUUUCACAGCGUAUGUGUUUUGGGUUUUAUUUUUUAAUCUUUUUUUCUUCUUGCUCAAAGCAUAAAUUACCGUACUUGCUGUGUAUAUAUCUGGCUGAGUAGCCGUUGUUUACCUCGGUAUCUUGUCACCAAGCUGCUACAGCAGCAGUCGGCUUAUCUACCAAGUCUGACUUUAAUUACGACUAAAUCUCUGCUCCAUCUCUUUACGGGUAACUUUAGAAAAGACAUCGGAGAAUGCUUUUAUGCAUUUCCCCCCCCUGCCAUGCAUCGACUCUUAACUGAAAGCUGCCAAAGCUGUGAUUAAAGCAAGCUGAGAGAAGCUAGCAACAGAAGAAAGAGAACCAUUUGAUGGAAGAAAAGAAAAAGAAAAAACAAGAAGAAAAGACCAAGAAGGAAAUUGCUCAGAAAAAGGCUGCUGAUCAGAAACCCAAAGUGCCAGAGCCUGCUCCCACUAAGCCCAGUCCCGGCCCAUCCCACCACCCCGCCAGCCCCACGCUGCCCCUCUCCUCCUCCUCCUCUUCUUCUGGCAAUGGCAAGCGCGCCUCCUGCAGUAGCCAGCUCCUGACUCAGACUCCCCCUCAGCAACAGUGCCAGUUGUCCUCUGCCAGUGCUCGCUACCCACCCAGAGAGGUGCCCCCGCGCUUCCGUCAGCAGGAGCACAAGCAGCUACUGAAGAGAGGCCAGCCACUGCCAGCAGGAGCCCUCAGCACUCUCACUCUCUCCUCCUCUUGCUCCUCUUCCUCCUCUUCACCCUCAGCAUCUUACUCUUCUUCUACGAGUACCAGCAGCACUACCACAAACUCUACCACGUCCACUGCGAGCAAACACCACCAAGCUGGUGCCCAGUAUGAGAUCUCUUAUUGGGGAGCCUCUGUACCAGUUGACAGCCCAUCAAGUGCCAACAGCUGGGACAAAGUGAUUAUUGACAAGAGUGAUACAGAAGCUUGGCCCUCCAUCAGCCGCAGUAGUGACCCCUGCAACCCUGUAACACCAGAAUGCCCCUCGGGCUCCACCAGCUCUAACCUAGACACCAGUGCUGUCACUACUACCAGUAGGAGUAGUUUUGUGAGUAUGGCCACAGGCGCAGCAGGCCAGCAGGCCCACUACCCCUCUCUCAAAGCUAACAAUAACAUGAUGACAGGACCUGGAUCAACCAACGCAUUAGUAGGUAAUAGAGGCUGGGUUUCAGAUGGUAAACAAGAUGGUAUGAAUAGUGGCAGAGUUGGAGCACCCAAUAACUGGGGCUCUUCCAAUUUUAACUUGAAUCUCAACCCAAAUGCCAAUCCUUCAGCCUGGCCUGUUCUGGGCCAUGAGAGUGUUGGAGGUGGUACCAGUGGGGUGUCCAGCUCUUCAUCCCUUCCACCAGGCAUAAAUGGCAAUGGAAAUUUAGGAAAUGGGAACAUGGGAGGUGCUGAUAACAGUGGGGGAAGUUGGGUUGGCAUGAUGAGUGCUACAGAAAAUGAGCAACAGCACCCUUCAACCAACACAAACUUGUCCUUCAAUUUAGAGCCUGUUAACCUUAACACUGAUGGACCAAACCACACUAAACAACAACAACAAGCUCAGGAGCCUAUGAGCCCUAUCCAUGGUUUAACUGGUUGGGGAGGCCAGUCACCCACUGAGUCAUCCCAGCUCAAUGGGGAUACAACCGGCAGCUCUGUAUGGGGUAGUGGAGAAACCAAGGCAGCUGACUCCCCCAAGGACUCCAGCUGGGACUCAACAACAUCUGGAGGCCUCUCUGCUUGGGGUCGCCAAGGCAGUGGUGGUGGGAGUAGUGGAAGUGGUGGCUGGGGUGAUUGGGGAAAAUCCUCUGGCGGUGGAGAAGCAACUAAAGGUUGGGACAACAUAGAUGCUGGUAGUUCUGGCUCAGGCCAAGACCAACAACUGAGCUCUUGGGGCCAGCAGCUUGGAACAGCCCCAGCAAGUGAGGACAGCGGAGACAGCAGUGAAGGUCGAUCCCAGCCUAGAGACAGAUCCUCCAGCAUGGAAUUUGCCCCUUUGCUACCACGGCAAGACCUUGACCCUAGAGUCCUGAGUAACACAGGUUGGGGACAGACCCCCGUCCGACAGAACACUGUAUGGGAGAUGGAAGAAGCAAACUCUGAUGAUGGAAAGAGCAGUAGCAGCUCAGACACCAUAGGAGCCUCCAGCUCCAAUGGCGGACCCUCAUCUACCAAUGGCACCAUAACUCCUACCAUUGCUCAGAGGCCUGGAUCUGGAGGGAAAAGUGACAGUGAAGGAUCUUCAUCUUCUGGGUGGGGAGCUCCAGCAUCUCAGCCAGUCCAGACAGGAUCAGGAUGGGGUGACCCCCCACAGUCAGUCAGUAAAGCUCCGAAUGGCACUACUAGUGGCUGGGGAGAUCCUUUGCCUUCCAGUGGUCCCAAGAAUGGGGGUACCUCAUCCUGGGGAUCAGAGGACAAGUCAUCCAGCUGGGACAAUGGCCUAGUGAAAAACCAGCCUACUAGCUGGGGAGAAGGCCCCAAAAAUGCCCAUAAGUGGGGCAACAACAAUAAUGGUGGUUCUAAUGGCUCCACCACAGGGGAAUGGGGAGAGCCAGACAUCAAGAAUAAUGGUUCCUCUAGCAGCAUGUGGGAAGGAGAAGGAAGUAACGGAGGAAAUGGUGGAUGGAAGGAAAGUCCUCGAGGAGCAAAUGGAGGAGGCUGGGGCAAAACUCCUGCUGUGAGUAAUAGCAGCUGGGGGGAGACCUCACGUGCCAAUGGACCAGUGCAGGGUGGCUGGGGCUCCUCCAAGCCACAAGAAAGCAGCAGCAGCAGCAGCACUGGUAGUGGAGGAGGUGGAAGUAUUGGUUCUUGGGGAGGUCCCAGUUCUGUGAAGCAGAACAACUCUAGCUGGGGUAAUGUCAGCAAACAGGACCAAGGUAUGGAGCCUACUGGCUGGGAAGAGCCCUCUCCUCCCUCCAUUCGUAGGAAGAUGGAGAUUGACGAUGGAACAUCUACCUGGGGGGAUCCCAGUGCCUACAACAAGACAGUCAACAUGUGGGAUCGUAACAAUCCCACUAGUAACCCAGGCAACAGCGGCCCCCCUCCAAGUAAGAAUGGUGGAAUGAUUAUUCCCAACAAUAACAACAACAAUCACUCCGUUGGACCUGGCAACAACAAUCACCAUCACUCUCACCCUCACCAUAUGCACCACCAUACUCAUCAUGGCCAGCCCCCAACUCACCUGCAACACCAUGGAAACAACAAUGGGUCGCCCAACAAUGCAGCAUCACAUCCAAGUGUGGGGCCCCAAGGCAGACCCACCCACUCCAACCCAGGCUGGGGGGAGAUUCCAAGUGUUCAGCCCAAGUCAGAACCUGCUUGGGGAGAGCCAGCAGCUCCAACAUCAGCUGUGGACAAUGGUACCUCAGCCUGGGGCAAGCCCCCAGGUGGGGUAGGAGGAUGGGGAGACGGUGGCCAUGAGUCCUCUGGCCCCUAUGGCAGGGGAAGUGGACCCCCAGGUUCUGCACCUUGCAAGCCAGGCCCCAAACCUAUGCAAGAUGGCUGGGGAAAUGGAGGGGAAGAGAUGGGCAUGUCUACCAGCCAAUGGGACACUGAGGAUGGGGAUGUAUGGAACAGCCCAACCCCCCAGGAGAGCAGCUCUUCUUGUAACUCCUGGAGCAAUGGACCCAAGAAGUGCCCAAACAAGGGCAAGAUGGGCAACAAGCCAGAUGAGGCCUGGAUUAUGAACCGUCUCAUCAAGCAACUCACUGACAUGGGCUUUCCGAGAGACCCUGCUGAGGAGGCAUUGAAGAGCAACAAUAUGAACCUUGACCAGGCUAUGACUGCUCUUUUAGAGAAGAAAACAGACCUGGACAAGCGAGGCAUGGGCAUGUCUGAUUACAGCAAUGGCAUGAACAAGCCUUUGGUGUGUCGGCCUUCCGCACUCUCCAAAGACCCCUCCGAACGCAACGCCUUCCUCGACAAGGAUGGCGUCCUGUCAGACGACACCCCCCCAUCACCGUUUUUGCCUUCCCCCAGCCUGAAGCUCCCCCUGGCCAAUAGUAGCCUUCCUGGGCAGGGUCUGGGACAGGGCAACCCGGGGCUGGCCAUGCAAAACUUGAACAGACAGAUACCCAGUGGAAUGUUUGGCAGUAGUGGAGCAGCACAAACCCGGGCCAUGCAGCAGCAGCCUCCUCAGCCACCAGUGCCACCUCUCAGCUCCUCCCAGCCUAGUCUACGUGCUCAAGUGCCUCCGUUUCUCUCCCCUCAGGUCCAAGCACAGCUCUUGCAGUUUGCAGCAAAAAACAUUGGUCUGAACCCUGCACUUUUAACUUCACCAAUAAACCCUCAACAAAUGACCCUGUUGUACCAACUUCAGCAACUGCAAAUGGCGUACCAGCGUUUACAAAUCCAGCACCAGAUGAUGCAGGCGCAGCGCAAUGUUUCCGGCCCUAUUAGACAACAAGAGCAGCAAGUUGCACGUACAAUCACCAACAUGCAGCAGCAGAUCCAGCAGCACCAGCGUCAGCUGUACCAAGCGCUGCUGAUGAAGCAGCAACAACUUCCCUCUCAUUCCUCUUCUUCUUCCUCCUCCACUGGUCUGCAUCCCCCCGGUGGCCCCGCCGGAGGCCCCGGCUCUGGCAAAUCAACCCUGGACCCCUUCACAGGCACUCACCAGGCUCCGAGCCUUGCCGAUACACUGCACACCAAAGAGCCGCCGUCGUCGCCCAGCGCCUACAGCACCUACCCUCUCUCUGGACUGAAUCCAAACAUGAAUGUAAACUGCAUGGAGGUUGGGGGUCUGUCCCUUAAGGAGCCCCCUCAGCCCCAAUCCCGCCUGUCCCAGUGGACACACUCCAACUCCAUGGACAACCUCUCUGGCAACUCUUCAAAUCUGGAGAACAACCUCAAUAAGCACGGUGCCAUAUCUGCUGCCUCUACCCUGGUCCCUCCUGGGAAGCCUCCUCAGCUGGAGGACUCAUACAGCCCUUACAAUCUAAUCUCCAGCUCUGAGUCUCCCACCAGCCCCCUCGUGCCCCCUGACUGGGGCCAGGGCAAGAGUCCCAGUGAAAAGCUCUCCAAUGGGACCAACAUUAACUGGCCCCCAGAGUUCUGCCCAGGGGUGCCAUGGAAAGGCCUUCAGAACAUCGACCCCGAGAAUGACCCCAAUAUGACCCCUGGCAGCGUCCCCAGCGGUCCCACCAUCAACACCAACAUCCACGACGUCAACCGUUACCUGCUGCGAGACAGGAAUGGAGGUAAACUGUCUGACAUGAAAUCCACUUGGUCCCCAGGGCCCAUCUCUCAGAGCCAAGCUUCUCUGUCCCACGAGCUUUGGAAAGUCCCACAGGGGCCACGCAGCACCACAGCCCCAUCACGGCCUCCGCCAGGCCUCACUAACACCAAGCCCUCCUCUACCUGGGGAGGCAAUUCGCUGGGUCUGUCUCAAGGCUGGAGUGGCUCAUACUCCUCUGAGGGAACCACAUGGAGUACAGACAGCUCCAACAGAACCAGCAGCUGGCUGGUGCUGAGGAAUCUCACCCCACAAAUUGAUGGUUCAACUCUGCGGACCCUGUGUAUGCAGCACGGCCCCUUGAUCACAUUCCAUCUCAACCUGACCCAGGGGAAUGCUGUGGUGCGCUACAGCUCCAAGGACGAGGCUGCCAAGGCCCAGAAGUCCCUGCACAUGUGCGUGCUUGGAAAUACCACAAUCCUGGCGGAGUUUGCUGGCGAGGAGGAAGUGAACCGCUUUUUUGCACAAGGCCAGUCGCUGGGGGCAAACACCACGAGCUGGCAGGCCAACCCGGGAACCAAUCAAAACCGAAUGGGCGGGGCAGCGCAGUCCCACUCAAUUGGCCAGUGGAGCAGCAGCACCGGCGGAGGCAAGGCCAGCGGAGGCGACCUGCUGUGGGGCGGUGUGCCUCAGUACUCCAGCCUGUGGGGUCCGCCCAGUGGAGAGGACGCACGCGUGAUUGGGAGCCCCACCCCUAUUAACACCCUGCUGCCUGGCGAUCUGCUGAGUGGGGAGUCCAUGUAGGAUGAUGCCACAACACACUAACCAACCAACCAACUAACUCACCGCCACCAUGUCAUGUAAGCCAUUGGUGGAGGGUGGGGUGGAUUAAGAAAAGAAAAAAAAAAAAAUCAAUGUGAACAGGAGCAAAACCCAAGCAAAUCAUGUGGUGAUAAUCAGUAUCAAUUUGAACUGUUUGAACUGUGAAUUGUAAAUCAGAAGGUUGGGGUCAUUACCACAGACUGCAGACCCCAGUCCUUUUGUUUUACUUUGGUCCCUUUCUCAUUUGGUUUGCCGUUUUUUGUUUUGUUUUUGAGGGAAAACAGCCCUUUUUGUCCUCUUGGUAUUUUUUAAAAUGCAUUAUAUUAAAAAAAAAAAACUGAAGUGAGACAC